AUGGCGCCUCCCACAGAAGAGCAUCACUUCCUGCCUGCUUUUAAAUGGAGAGGAGAGGCUGAUCCUCGUCCAGCUCCCUCUUCUUCUGGCGCCAUGAAGGUCCCCCUGGCCGCCCUCUUCUUCCUCGCCUCCCUCUGCCAGACCCAGGUCUCCGCCGGAGGAGCCCUUGCCAAAGGUUUUGGAGAUCAUAUUCAUUGGAGGACAUUAGAAGAUGGGAAAAAGGAGGCAGCUGCCAGUGGGUUGCCUCUCAUGAUAAUCAUUCACAAAUCCUGGUGUGGUGCUUGCAAGGCUUUAAAACCAAAGUUUGCAGAAUCAAAGGAAAUCUCAGAGCUUGCCCAUAACUUUGUGAUGGUGAAUCUUGAGGAUGAAGAGGAACCCAAGGAUGAAGCUUUUAGCCCUGAUGGUGGUUAUAUUCCCAGAAUCCUUUUCAUGGAUCCUAGUGGAAAAGUCCAUCCAGAGAUCAUAAAUGAAAGAGGAAAUCCCAGCUACAAGUAUUUUUAUACCAAUGCUGACCAAGUCAUCCAGGGUAUGAAAGAAGCCCAAGAGAAGCUGACAGGUGAUGCUUUCAAGAAAAAACAUCUUGGAGAUGAAUUAUAAUGGAUCCAAGAUCUGUUUUAUAUAGGUUCAGUAUCCAAAAUAAGAUAAAACUGUUAUCCUCCCCAGAAUUCAGAAAAGUUACUUUUUAAAAUUAUGAUUCUCAGAGUUCCUUAGCUACCAUAAAUACUGCCCACACUUUUUGGCACUUUCUGGGAUUUGUGGUAUUAAAAGUAACUUUUCGUAGCUCAGUUCUUCUCUAAUUUUUUCCAGAUAAGGAAUUGUAGCUGCACUGAAAAAAACCACUUUUUCCUACUGACGAUUUCUUAGGUUAAAUACUGUCUGAUUUUCACGCAGUGGAGUCAAAUGAACCAUUAUGUCCUCUUGUUUACAUUAAAAUGCAUAUUUAUAAGAGAAAUAAUGCUUUAAAAAUAAAUUAACUAAUUAGUGCUUGAACAUUAACCACACAGCAAAUCAACAUUGCAGUGGUAGUUGAGGCCUAACUCUUCCUAGGCCUUUUUGUAUGUUAAGAAAAGGCUGGUAUCUACUUUAUAAUGUUAGUCUUAUACAAUCAUUUCUUCUGUUAUCCACAAUGAUGAUAUAUAAGAUUCCUAUCAAUGAUCUUGUUUUUACUUUUCAAUAUGGACUGCAUCAAGAGAUAGGCAACCCUGCAUACUCCAACUGUCUUCCAGUGCAACCCUAUCAUCCCUAACAAUGGAUCCUGUUGGACAUGUUUGAUGAAAGUUGUAGUUUGAAACCUAUGGAAGCUAUCAGGUGUCCUAACUCUAGUUUAGCACUAUGUGCUUAGGCCUCAGCAAAACAAUUAUACUGAACUGAUAACUCUACCCUGCAUACUAAGUAGUCUUACUUUCCUAUUUGUUCAAGGAACAGCAUGAAAAAUGUUGAAUACAGAACAAUUUUCUUCUUUUUUGGUUGCAAUUAGACAGAAAUACAGCUUUUCCAUUAGUGCAUUUUGUCUUCUUCAAGUCUUAUUGAUGAAAGAGCAAACAUACUAAAGUAUUUUGUGUGGAAAAUCUCUCAUUUGCUGAAUGUUAUUGGUGGAUGCCUUGUUUCAUCAUAUUGUACUGUAUUUUUGUAUCAAGGUAACAAUAAAAUUGAUUUUUAAUUUUUCAGUUCAA
Messenger RNA from Sceloporus undulatus (fence lizard), 1673 nucleotides. RefSeq names its product thioredoxin domain containing 12 (gene TXNDC12). Bases 1 to 597 code for a protein of 198 amino acids. The transcript is spliced from 7 exons. The record is from RefSeq and is a predicted model, not a curated record. Gene Ontology annotation, cellular component: endoplasmic reticulum. NCBI's taxonomy places the organism in Eukaryota, Metazoa, Chordata, Lepidosauria, Squamata, Phrynosomatidae.